CGAUCACCAUCAUCGGUCCGGACGGAAAAAAGCAAAACAAAAAUCCUCGAAACGUCACGGCGCAAGGAAGUGGCUGCAAAAAAAAAGUGUUUCGAUCCGCAUCAGCAGAAGGAAAACGCAGUGCCAGGAUUCCGGAAGUUAGUGGAAAAGUUUUGUUAUUUUCCGGAUCGUGCGGUUGUCGGUGCGGGAAGUGACGGUGGAAGUAUAUUUUGGAUCUGUGCGGUGAAAAUAGUCGUUGAAGAAAGUAACAAAGAUUGGUCUGGAAGUGACCGAAGGGUGGUAGCUGGACGGCUGCUAAUGGUAGGCAGGCAGGGCAAGGACGACUUUUGUUUACAAGAUUUUGCACCGCGCCUCUGGCGAUGGUAAGUGGACACGUCGUAUCGGUUCGCUAGGAAAGUGACAAACGGAAGGUGCCGAAGAAAAGGUGGGGUUGGUUGCCCCAAUCGAUCUGCUGACGGAGUGGAAAAUGUAUUCAGCGGGAGUUAAGUGCCGCGGCGGAAUCGGGAUUUGCUAGGAGGUGAUUUUGGUGAUUUGGGUUAGCAGUCCGGUUCUCGAUGACCACCAGCACGCUGAGGAACGGGUUUAGCGCACCAGCUCAUCAUCACAAAACAAGAUUCUUUCUUGUAAUGAUGCGCCUCAACCUGAAGUUUCUGCUGAUAUGCCUGUGCUUCGCCGUAUUCCUGAUCACGUUCACUCUGUGGACCAACUGCGGCGGCGAUCUGCCAUUUGCCCGCGGUUUCGUCCCAAAGUGGAACCACCGAUACGAUAGUGACAAUCAACUGGAACUGACGGAGGAAAUCGACUGCGUCAUCAACCAGGAGUAUACGAUCGGGUGUCGGCGCGAAGGGGACGAAAUAUAUCUGCCGUUUUCGUUCCUGAACAAGUAUUUUGAGGUGUACGGAUCGCUCAACACGGUAGAUGGCGCCAAGCGUUUCGACUGGUCCCACAGCUACGGCAAGGUGAACAAUCCGAAAGGGGUUUACGAUCCAAAGGGUAUUUUCAUGUAUUUCGAGAAUUACAACGUGGAGAUGCGGGAUCGGGUCAAGUGUAUCAGUGCGAUCGAGGGGGUUCCCAUAUCGACCCAGUGGGAAAGUCAGGGCUAUUACUACGCAACGCAGAUCGCCCAGUUUGGGCUGUCGCAUUACAGUAAGAAUUUGACAGAACCGGAACCGAGGCGAAAGGUGGUUGAGGAUGGAGAAAGGGAACUGGCCGAGUGGAGAGUUCCGAAGAACAGUUCUUUGAGUCGAUCUUACCUGAAGGACAAGGAUACGACGGUGGUGCACUUCUCGACUGGAAAGCACUUCGAUAGCGCCAUAGCACUUCCGAUGGAUCACGUGCUGGAUCUGGUGCUUAGUGUGAACCUACUGCUGCGGCCAAAUUCUAGUUUUAUGGUUACGCUGCAGAAUCGAGAGACGCAGAAACUGUACAAUGUGAUCUACAUACUGGCGGACUUGAUGAUGAGCGUCCAGGACGAUAACAUCUACUACGGCAUCGGUGUGAAUAGUACUUCAAGCUGGAAAAGACUGACGCGGGAUUUGUUUGUGGAUUUGCAGAAAGGUCUCCCGCAGUAUAUCAACACGGAGAAACGGCGGAAGAUGCGCCGAACUGAGUUGAAGGUGGUGGAGAUUUCAUUUCUAGGAAAUGGGAGUUUCGACAAUCUGACGUUGUCGACCAGUGAACAUAUCAGUCAUUUUUACGACGCAGCAGAGUGGAUGAUUCGACACCAGGAUCAAAGUACGGGAGGAUGGCCCAUUCCGGUACGGCGGAAGUUGGGAGUGGGUUUCGGCGAGCUAUCGCGAGGAUGGUACUCGGCGAUGUCCCAAGGGCAUGCAAUAUCGCUACUAGCGAGGGCGUAUCACCACUCUAAAGGUGACAAGCGGUACCUGAAGGCCGCCCUGGAUGGACUGAAACUGUUUCGGAUACCAUCCUACCAGGGUGGCGUUCUGGCCACCUUCCUGGGGAAAUACGCCUGGUACGAGGAGUACCCCACGAAACCGCCCUCAUUUGUGUUGAACGGGUUCAUCUACUCGCUGCUGGGGUUGUACGAUCUGAACUCGACUGCUCCGGCAAAUCAUUCCAACGAGGCGGCGUCGCUGUUCGAACAGGGUAUGCUUUCGCUGAAGAAAAUGCUGCUGCUGUUCGAUACCGGGUCCGGAACGAGUUAUGACCUGAGGCACUUUACUUUGGGAAUCGCUCCAAAUCUGGCCCGGUGGGACUACCACGCGACACACGUCAACCAGCUACUGCUGCUGGCCACGAUCGAUCCGGAUCCGAUCAUCUCCCAAACUGCCGAACGGUGGAAAAAUUACAUGCUCGGCAAGCGAGCGCAGCACAAUUAGUGGUUAACCUAUAGACAGCCGCAUGUAAGCAAACAAUAAGAAACAAUGGCUCUUCCUCUUCCUCCUAAUGCCUUACACAAAAUCAAGAAAGAAAGAAAAAAUGAAGAAUUGCACUCUUUGAUACAAAAAAAAAAACAGAAAAGACAUGAAACACUCACAAACACUGGAAAUCUUUCCGAGCGAAAAAAAAAAACGUUCUUCAUUGUUGUGUCCCUUUAUAGAGAAAGAGAAAAAAAACAUGUAUUCAAACCGUGAAUUGUUGCACGUAGUAGUGAGAUUGUCGGAUUUUGUCACGUAAAAUGGACCACGGAAGUACAGACCACGUUGGCAGCACUUGAAACAGUGCGGUCAGGAGGCGUGUUGAAAUACGAUACCUACCAACAAAAGCACACGUCUAUUACAUAGAUACUGGAAUAAGACUACCUAAAAAAGUAUAGGAACUAGCUUAGAAAGAGGGCACAUUAAUACACAUACACACACACAAACAUAUAACGCGCGGACAUACUCGAUACUCAUAAGAUUCGAGAGGGGGUAUGUUAGUAGUUUAGAAAAAAAGAACACUGAAAAUGAUAGUGAUUGUGAUCGUUAACUAUAAAUUAGAAGCAUGUAAUAGAACAGAAGUAGCAAAGCAACGUAAAGAAGCACGUGAUGGCACUGAUUUUUUGGUAUAUAGGGUAACGUGAACUGUAAAUAUUGUGGAAGCAUUGUUUAGUCUGAGAAGUGUUUAGAAUGUUGCGUAGCAAAUCAACGGCAUCGUACAACAUUAUUUUUUGUGUUUUAUAUGUUAUCCUUUUUUGAUUGUCUUCGUAAAAAAAAUAACACAUCAAUUAAUUUCUUGUUUUGUUUGUUUCGACACAAAGUUUUCACUCUCGAGUGAGUGAAGAGCAUUCGUGAAAUAUUGGUGCUUGAUCGGAUGAAUUUGGCACUCUCAGUCUUGAAAAUCAAACGAUUUAUUUUAUUCUGCCCGACGUUUCGGCCAUGGGAUGUGGCCUUUUUCAAGGGAAAAAUUGGUCUAUCGUUUUUGUCCUUUGAAAAAGGCCACAUCCCAUGGCCGAAACGUCGGGCAGAAUAAAAUAAAUCGUUUGAUUUUCAAGACUGAGAGUGCCAAAUUCAUCCGAUCAACAUAAUUGCAGUCGUUUGCCAAGAACAAAAAAAAAAUUGGUGCUUGAGUUUUCGUGAACUACAAGUCUAAACCAACACAAAAUAGUGAAAUCGUGGACCGGAAAAACAAAGGCUAUUGGUUUUUCUGUUGUGCCAUUCAAUGAACUUACGAACUUUGGUUGUUUGAGAAAUAACCAUGUAAAAAGAGAUGGAUUAUUGUGUAAGAUUGUCAAAAAAAAGUCUGGAAAGAAUUAUUUUAUAGACACUAACUUUCUUGCCUUUUUUGUUGUAAAAUUUUUCGUUUCGUUAUUUGUUACACUUGUAAAUUAGAGACGUAAUAUUGGCUUCUGUAAAUCUAUAGCUUGUAAAUUACCGGAUUUAAAUAUUCUACCCAAUCAGGUUUGCUCGGUUCGGUGGUUAAAAUUGUAAAAAGUAUUGUUUUGCUAAUGUUUAAUUUAUUGAUCUAUAGAGCUAGAUUUGUUAUCGUAAGAAUUUUUGUGGAAGUUCACAUUCAAAGAGCUUGUAAAAUGUAACGUGAGGGAAGAUAUCUUUCUCAUAUACUUGAUACAUAUUUUCUAUGGCUAGAUAGGCGCCCAGGUUGUUCGGUAAAAUUUUGAAAAAUGGAAGGCUAGAAUGCGACGUAUUAGAUGGAAUUUCUGUGGCUGAAAAAAUAAUUUCUAUUGCUGAAUAGUUUCCUUAACUUUUCUUAAAUAGUAACUCCCCUUCUGGAAUUGGCACUAUUAAAGCAUAAAUAUACAUACGUAACUAUUUUUUCAACUAUUGCCUAAGGUACUUAAUUGGAAUAUUUCUAGUAUGAACAUGUUUGCGGUGCCUCAACGGAAAUGAAUUAUUGAAACAGUCUUUAUGUAUCAACCUCAAUUCAUACUUCAUAGCAUUUCCAGGAAGCAGCUUUUCAUGGGAGCUGCAAACGAGGGAGUUGACGAUGGAAGACUUUCACAGGCUAUACAAAAUUGAAAAGAAAUUUGAAUUACAUAAUAAAUAAAAAAAAAAAAAUAAAAGAACUUUAGAAGACUGUUGAAAAAAUAUGAUUAAAAUUUUGUUUACUAAAUUAACAUUAGUUAAGUAGUAUGAUCUAUAUUUUGCAAACAUAUACGAUGCAAUUCAUCGUAAAUUUCUUCUAUUUACGUAGGUUCGGUUUUUGGUGCACAUUGUAAAAAGACAAUAAUCCUCCUUCCCAUUUGGAAUAACUGAGGUAAAACGCGCUGUUGUAGUCAAGUUAUUGAUUCAUAUCCUGUGUAGAUGAAACCUUACCAGAUUUACUGAAUACCAAUGUAUAAACCCAAUUGCUACAUACAUUUUAUAUGACUAUGAUGAACUGUUGUUGGAUUUGUUAGAUGAGUACCCCUUGCAUGGGAAGACGGAAUCCUUGCUGAGUUCGAACCCGACAGUUCCCAUCAGUAAGCACUUACCGCACUUACAAACUUCUAUAGUGAGUGUAUCAGUAAGAAGAACUCACACACAUACAUAUAUAUAUAUCUAAUCAAUGAUUGUACAAAUACCAAUAAAAUGACAAAAAAGCAACAUAGAACCGCGAUACAAGUAGAUAAAUGUAAUUGGAGCAAGACAUUUUAACACAAUUUUUAAUCCGAAAAAAAACAAACGGAAACUAGCUACAGCGGAACCAGCACGGAGUAGAGUAUUGAUGAUCGGAUUCAUCUGUUGAGAAGAGCAGAUAUAUGUUGUACAACGUAGAAAAUGUAUUAUGACAGUUCCUUCUAUCUGAUACCAAUAUACAAGGAUUUUUCUUUUCCUGCUACCAUUUUAAUUAUUGAUUGAUAACAACUUUUCCCACUGUAGCAAAUCAGUAUCCUUUUCCGAUAGAUUACCUAUACUAGUAAAAUAUUACACACAGUCAAAACCACAGUUCGGUGAAAUACUUAGAACCACCUCAAACUAGCUCUAGAACUACUACAACCUUCUUGUUAUAGGUAUUUAGUUUUGCCGGGUGCAUUUCCUCCUCAGAGCGUUUGGUUGACGCUCUUUGACAGUCGAGUCUUGAAUUUGAUCGGUUUUAGAGUAGGGUAUUGCAAGAUCGACAAAUUUUCAUUCGGACAAAAAAUACGGAAUAUAUCAUAAUUAGCAACACUCACAUUACACUACCGUACACACACACACGCGCACGGCACAGUGAAUCCGAAUGUUCAAAAUCACUACCAAAAAUAAACCACAAAAUGUACACCCAAAAGUCAAUACAAAAAAGUGAACAAAGUCAAAUAAAAACCGAUACAAGUGAAUUACUAUUACUAAA
Molecule: messenger RNA, 5709 nt
Organism: Aedes albopictus (Asian tiger mosquito)
Lineage: Eukaryota; Metazoa; Arthropoda; Insecta; Diptera; Culicidae
Gene: Hsepi
Product: D-glucuronyl C5-epimerase B
Exons: 5
Coding region: 555-2339 (594 amino acids)
Biological process (GO): heparan sulfate proteoglycan biosynthetic process
Cellular component (GO): Golgi apparatus
Molecular function (GO): heparosan-N-sulfate-glucuronate 5-epimerase activity
Source: RefSeq, a predicted model, not a curated record